AGUGAUCCUCCUGCCUCAGCCUCCCAAAGUGCUGGGAUUACAAGCAUGAGCCACUGCGCCUGGCCCAAAGUGCUUUCUUAACUGUAUUGACUCAUCUUUUUGUCACAACAGGGCUAUAGUAGGUGUUAUAAUUAUCCGUAUUUUACAAACAGGGUAUUGAGGCUCCUAGAGUAAGGGUUGGAACUGAAACUUGAACCCAGACAAUCCUGCCCCAGAGGCUAGGCUCUUAACCACAAAUCCACCAUGUACAUCAAUAUUGUGCCUUUCAGAGAAAGAAAACAUCUCUGUUCCACAAUUCUCAGCAAACAUCCUAAGAUCGGUUCUGAUUGGAUUGGCUUAGUCUGCCUGAACUAAUCAUUGUGGUGGAAUUUGCUGAUUGGCCUAGCCUGAGUUUUGUGCAGGAUGGGAAAAUUCUGACAGGGUUGGGUGCUGGUUUUACCUGGUGUUCCCACAGCUGGGAGCACACCCACAUGGUUGGUGUGCAGGAUAUUUUGCUGGACCUUAGAAAAGCCACCACCACUUGUGGGCCAUGAUGCUACCCCAAUGGCUACUGCUGCUGUUCCUUCUAUUCUCCUUUCUCUUCCUCCUCACCAGGGUUUCUCCAACAAAAUACAACCUUUUGGACCUCAAGGAGAUUUGCAUCCGGAACCAGGACUGCCAGACUGGGUGCUGCCGACGGGCUCCAGACAUCUGCGAGUCGCACUGCACGGAGAAGGGGUCCGAGGGCAGCCUGUGUCAAAUGCUGGCAUUCUUUGGCCAAUAUAGACAGUGUCCCUGCCUGCAGAACCUGACUUGUGUAUAUUGGAAGAGUGAGAAAUGGUCUGCCAUUGCCUAUGGCCGUUGUAAGAAAAUUGGAAGGCAGAAGCUGGCUAAGAAAAUGUUUCUAGCGCUCCCUCCUUCUUGCUGCCUCCUCCUACACCUGCUGUCCUCCCUACCCAGAGCUCUGUGCUCUCCCUGUUCCCCAGAGCCUCUGCCCUGA
This is a messenger RNA of Chlorocebus sabaeus (green monkey), 979 nucleotides long. RefSeq names its product colipase like 1 (gene CLPSL1). Gene Ontology annotation, molecular function: enzyme activator activity. Gene Ontology annotation, cellular component: extracellular region. NCBI's taxonomy places the organism in Eukaryota, Metazoa, Chordata, Mammalia, Primates, Cercopithecidae. Gene Ontology annotation, biological process: response to food; digestion; lipid catabolic process. The record is from RefSeq and is a predicted model, not a curated record.